AAUUGUCAUGAGUGCAUGACCUUGUUAUCAUACUCAGCCUUGUCUGGAAUGCAUUUUUUCUUUAUUCUCAUCAACAACUCACCACAGAUUGCAUUCACUUUUCGACCAGCAUCGGUGGUGGACACUCGUCUUGGUAGUCAUUUAUUUCUGCAAGAAUUGAAAGGCAAUCGGGAUAAGAUAAUUCUGUGAUACAAGAUGAGGAUAGCAGUGAUAGGUGCCGGGGCAGCGGGCUUGGCUGCUCUUAGGCACUGUACUAAACAAAGCAAUCAAACAAAUAUCGAAGUAGUUUGCUACGAGCAGACCGGAGAGGUCGGUGGUACUUGGGUUUAUGUACCAGAAGUUGGAACAGAUGCCUAUGGCCUACCUAUACAUUCCAGUAUGUACAAAAGUUUGAGAACCAAUUUACCUAAAGAAGUUAUGGGGUUCCCAGAUUAUCCCAUUCCAGAGAAUCCCAAGAGUUAUUUAACUCGUGCGGAAUUAGUCGAUUUUAUAAAUUCAUACUGCAAUCAUUUCAUGCUCAGACAAUAUAUUCAGUUUUAUCAUCAUGUGGAAUUUGUCGAGCCAUUGUCAGGUGAUGAUACCGGAAAGUGGUCAGUACAGGUUGAGGAUCUGACAAAAAAUCAAGUAUCAAUUGAAAUAUUUGAUGCCGUCAUGGUUUGCAACGGCCACUAUUUCCAGCCUAAUAUACCUAAGAUUUCUGGCGAUUCAUCUUUCAAGGGAAAUAUGUUGCACAGUCACGAUUACAGAGUUCCAGAAUUUUUCUCCGGUAAAAAAGUCGUUGUCUUUGGAGCUGGACCAUCUGGAAUGGACUUGGCUCUGGAAAUAUCGAAGACUGCUGAUCGUGUUAUUUUGAGUCAUCACCUAACUGUGCCAUUUCUCACCAAGUUCCCGGAUAACGUUAUACAAAAGCCAGACCUCGCUGAGUUGACGGAACACGAAGCAGUCUUUAAAGAUGAUUCGUCUGAAAUUGUCGACACAAUUUUUUACUGCACAGGAUACAAGUACAGCUUUCCGUUUCUGGAUGAAAAUUGCGGGGUAAUCGUUGACUCAAAUAUGGUAACGCCUCUGUGGAAACACAUGCUGUCAAUUGAAAGGCCAACGUUGGCCUUCAUCGGGCUGCCAUACUACGUUUGUGCUUUUAGCAUGUUUGAUUUACAGGUCUGUUUUAAUUUCCCAGAACCUAAUCAGUCGCAGUGUUAUGUCCGAUCUGCUUGUUGCCUCCAGGUUCGAUUCGCUCUUAAAUUUUGGCUGGGGGACAAAAAACUGCCUACAAAAGAAGACAUGUUGGCGGAAGAGAAGAGAGAGAUUGAAACCCGUAGGAAGGAAGGCUUGUCCAAGCAACAAUUUCACAUGAUGGGACCAAAACAAGGACGCUACUACGAAGAACUUUCGGAAACUGCUGAUUUGGAUCCUCUUCCUCCGGUUCUGACUACUCUUCACAAUGAGAGCAGUCAAAGAUUCUUGGACGAUCUUUCUAAUUACCGAGAAGAUCGUUACAAGAUUAUCGAUAACUAUAAUUAUGUACAACUUUGAUUAUUUCCUCAUGACUUCAAAGUUAAAUUUUUAUAGAUGGAAUAGAACGUGUAAAUACAAUAUAAAUAUAAAUGGAUAUAAAAAUGA
This is a messenger RNA of Athalia rosae (coleseed sawfly), 1620 nucleotides long. RefSeq names its product senecionine N-oxygenase (gene Fmo-1). Bases 196 to 1533 code for a protein of 445 amino acids. Lineage: Eukaryota; Metazoa; Arthropoda; Insecta; Hymenoptera; Athaliidae. The record is from RefSeq and is a predicted model, not a curated record. Gene Ontology annotation, molecular function: NADP binding; flavin adenine dinucleotide binding; N,N-dimethylaniline monooxygenase activity. The transcript is spliced from 7 exons.